Aspergillus vadensis CBS 113365 is the source of this 624-nucleotide messenger RNA. RefSeq names its product nuclear telomere cap complex subunit Ten1. Gene Ontology annotation, biological process: telomere capping. Gene Ontology annotation, molecular function: single-stranded telomeric DNA binding. Gene Ontology annotation, cellular component: CST complex. The transcript has a single exon. Bases 138 to 563 code for a protein of 141 amino acids. The record is from RefSeq and is a predicted model, not a curated record. Lineage: Eukaryota; Fungi; Ascomycota; Eurotiomycetes; Eurotiales; Aspergillaceae.
UGGAAUGAACGCACCUCUUCCUUCUACGCGGGCAUUUCUCUCCGAUCUACCUUCUCUUCCUGUUAGCUCGAAGGUCCGAUUUCUUGGUUGGUGCGUGGAGUUCCUUGUCUGUCCAUGUGUAUAUCUUAUCAUUUCACAUGUUGUAUAUCGUAGACUAUCUAGAACUGCUUGAUUCUUCACUUGUUCACGAAGAUAGUAGUAAAGAAACUGAUUUUCUCAGCGUGAGGACAUACAACAUCCAAACGGGGCAUCUCAUCCUUGAACACAACUAUCCGCGUCAGAAACCACCACAGGAGCCACCCUCUGUUGCCGUUGAUAUCAACGCGGUGCUGGAGACAGUCACCUCGCAGGAGCUGUCUGUUGGCGCGUGGGUAAAUGUGCUCGGCUAUGUAAGGAGAUAUAGGAGAAGUGAUGAUGAUUCUGCUGUUUCAGAAUCAAAUCCCAACUCAGUGUAUGUGGAAGCCGUGAUGGUGUUCCCAGCUGGCGCCGUGGCGUUGGGAGAGUAUGAGCGAAUCCUGCAGGAAGCGUUGGGCGUGGAGAGGAGGGUACGGAGGACAGGGUGAUAACCCAUACCAACAUAUUGAUUAAUGACUAGCAAUUAUUCAACUGUUUUCUAUGUGCCAU